AUGUCUGAAGAGUCUUCGAAAAUCGAAAAGUGCCAGUCAACGCCUGCGGAUCAGGAGAGUCUUCAUGCUGGAGUACUCAAGGGUACCGUACAAGACUAUGACGAUGAUGCAAUCCUCCGUGCAAAUGGCCAUGAUGCGGUUUUGCCUCGACAAUUCAACUGGAUAUCUGCUCUCGGGCUAGGUUUUUCUAUCACUAACUCUUGGAUUGGUUACUUGAGUUGUUUUGGACAGAACCUGACGUAUGGAGGAGCCCAAGCCUGCAUAUUCAGUCUCAUCGUCGCCUUUAUCAUCCAGCUCACCGUCACGGUCGGACUUGCAGAACUUGGCUCAGCCUUCCCGUCGAGUGGGGGACAAUAUCAUUUCUGUUACAUCUUGAGCGCGGACAGGACCAAAGGAUACACCGCCUAUCUUGUGGGAUGGCUGUCGGUUCUAGCUUGGUGGAUUGUGACUUGCUCGGGCAUAUCCCUCGCGUCUUUGGUUUUGAAUGGCAUCGUCAAUUUUUGCAUACCCGGCUACGUUGCCAAUCAGUGGCAGACCUAUUUGACAUAUGUUGCUGUGUCGUUGAUAACAAUCCUUCCGGUGUUCGCAGUAUCCAGCAGGAUCUCCCUUGUAGCCCAAGCAGCGCUCUACCUGUCGCUUGCAGGCUACCUGAUCUUCUUUAUUGUUUCAUUAGCAAUGCACCAGCAGACUCAACCUGGAUCAUUUGUCGUUGCGUCGGGACAGGGUAAUAGUGGCUGGGGUCAGGGUACAGCCUGGAUGCUUGCAGUAAGUAAUGCCAUGUACGCAUUUGGAGGGACAGACGGCGCAGUCAUUCAUAUCUGCGAGGAGAUCCCUCGACCGGCAAGACGAGUCCCACAGGUGAUGAUCAUGACAAUGAUUAUCGGUCUCAUUACCUGUUUAUCUCUGUUCAUUGUAUUGAUGUUCUUCAUCUCGGACAUGGAUGCUGUUAGGACAUCCCCGUUGCCUAGUCUUGAAGUGAUCCAUCAAGUAACUGGGAGUCGAAGCGUAACACUCGGGCUGUUUAUUCUCCUAUUUGUCGUAUACCUCAGUUGUCUACCCUCUCAGUGGGUCAGCAGCGGCCGCAUCGCCUGGGCAUUUGCUCGCGACAACGGAUUUCCAUUUUCCACCUUCUUUUCCAAAGUCAGCAAUCGCCUCAACUUCCCUGUCCAUACCACAGUCGCCGCCUUCAUUUUCAGCUGCCUCUAUGGGCUCCUCUACCUCGCUUCCACUACCGCCUUCAACUCUAUCAUCACCUCGGCUGUCCUCUUCCUAAACAUAACCUACACUGUACCCCAGGGUCUGCUCCUCAUUCGCGGCCGUGACAGCCUACCCGCUCGAUAUCUCCGCCUGGGGUAUUUAGGCUGGUACUGCAAUAUAUUCUCUGUUAUGUGGAUCUUCGUGCUUUGCGUUUUGAUUUGCAUGCCGCCCAACCUUCCCGUGGAACUGGGAUCCAUGAACUACGUCUCUGUGAUUCUAGUUGGCGUUGUUGUCAUCAUUAAUCUCCUUUGGGUGUGCAUAGGACGGUAUAGCUUUGAGGGGCCGCGUAUUGACUGGGACGCGUUGAGGGCUGAUGCUAACUAG
Messenger RNA from Aspergillus steynii IBT 23096, 1581 nucleotides. Its product is annotated as choline transporter. Gene Ontology annotation, biological process: transmembrane transport. Gene Ontology annotation, molecular function: transmembrane transporter activity. Gene Ontology annotation, cellular component: membrane. The transcript has 9 exons. Lineage: Eukaryota; Fungi; Ascomycota; Eurotiomycetes; Eurotiales; Aspergillaceae. Bases 1 to 1581 code for a protein of 526 amino acids. The record is from RefSeq and is a predicted model, not a curated record.